Molecule: messenger RNA, 1791 nt
Organism: Rhopilema esculentum
Lineage: Eukaryota; Metazoa; Cnidaria; Scyphozoa; Rhizostomeae; Rhizostomatidae
Product: B9 domain-containing protein 2-like
Biological process (GO): cilium assembly
Cellular component (GO): MKS complex
Source: RefSeq, a predicted model, not a curated record
AGGAGCAUAGCUGCUCUCCUCUCGUAAAUAUUCAGAAUGUAAUGGACGCCAAAUGGCUGAAGUUCACAUAAUCGGACAAAUUGUUGGCGCUAGCGGAUUUCCAUCGCAUGAUCUUUACUGCAAAUGGUCUCUGCACCUUGGUGGAUCAUGGAAAAUUUUAGCUGGUUUCAAAGAAGGUCAAACACAAGUUGAUAAUCCGCGAAAUGAAAAUUUUGCCGCCUUUGCACAUCCUGUUGAUAUUCACCUGGCAACAAAGGGCCUAAGCGACUGGCCAAAGUUACAUUUUGAAGUAUGGCAUCAAGAUGUUUUUGGAAGAAAUGAAAUUUAUGGAUAUGGGUUCUGUCACGUCCCUACUUCACCUGGUACCCAUAAUAUUGACUGUGUAACUUGGAGGCCAAAGGGGUCGUACCGGGAACAGAUUAGGUCUUAUUUUAUUGGUGGAGCACCCCAACUGAGAACUUCAGAUGUCAUUUACACUGGACCAGACCGUUGUCGGUUGUCUACAGUUGCAAUGGGGACUGUUCAUCUGCAACUCGGUAUUAUAGUUAGAAAUUUUGAUAAAUUUGGAAUAGAAUGUUAACAACUGCAUUACAUAUAGUUACUGACAUGACUCAGUGCAGUGGACACAAAAUGUGAUUCCAGGACAUUUGGAUACAAUGUUUCCAUAACAAAAAUGUCCCUGACACAAAGAUGAAGUAUCUGAGUUGCAAAGAAAAGGUUGCAAGGUUGAAAUUCAUUCACUGCUUAGCCCUCAAAACAAAUAAAUGGAUCGGAUUAUUGCAUUCAAAAUAAAAAACCUAAAGCAAAGCACCAGAAGCUGGAUUGAUAAAAAAGUGGAACCUUGUCUUAUAUAAACCUUGAGAAUUCGCCAGUCAACCGUGUGGGCAAUGCCCUUGCUAAUGACUUAGAGAUUUUCAUAUCAAAUUACCAAGCCUUGUGGCCCAAAAUGCUCAGCAUUCCAUCUAACAUUUUUUGGUCAGUUUGACUGGGGCUUUAAUGCUAUUGAUUAUUCUUAUCUCACACUGUGCUAAAUGCUUACAGGAUCUUACUACUAUAUGAGUAAAAAAAAGAACUGCUGAUCAGACGAUUUCAAAAUAUCCCAGAUUCACUAAUGGAUAUACCAAUGCAUUGAUUAGAUAGAUUCAUUCAAACAGUUUUUUUGAAGCUGAAAGAUUCAUUGUUGGGAACAAUUGUUUCAGAAACUAUAUUUACAGUUAAAUUGAUGCACCUCUACAAUUCUCUUGGUACUGCUAUUUAAAAAUAAUCCCAAAUAUAAUUAGUUUCAUGAAAAGAUGCAAUAAGUUUCGGGUGGUUCAAAACACUUUCGAAUGUUUCAAAAUUAAACCAUUCAAAAAAUUUCCUGUGAAAAUGACACCUAAGAAGAUACAUGGUUCGGACAGAGGCACACAAUCAGUACCAGGUAGAAGGACCAGAAAUACAAAUGUAAAAUAUUUCAAUAAUGAUUUAUCAAGGUUUUAUAAACGCACAUUUAUAAAACAAAUCUACCAGUAGAUUACAGUUUCAGUAAAAAGGCUGUAUCAUAGCAGCGGCUAUUUAAAAGCUCCUAGACUAAAAUUCAAAUGUAUAUAUAUUUUUAGAACUGUUACAAAACAUGUACAAACAUAAAGUAUAUAAUUGUUGAAAUUUUUCAAAUCUAUGUUUGGUGUUGAAUGGUAUUGUUUGAUGUUGAAUGAUUGUAUUAACUAUUUGCAUAUUGCUUCAAUUUUUUUUCAACAUGUUAUUGAUAAUUGCAACAUCCUCCCGUCGACACUGUGCCUUUGGAUAUACCUA